AUGUUGCAGGCAUGCAUGAAACUUCAAAUGCCAUGUGAAUUCUGGUUAUUUGGAAGUGACGUCCAGAAGAAAGGAAUUGUGACAAGUAUUCCAACUUUCGGAUGUAACUCAGGCACAUCUAUCACAAUAAUGCUGGAAACACUCCACCAAUGGAUGAGUAGUACGUAUAAUAAACAAGUGUGUAUCUUUACGGAUGGCGAAGAUAAGUAUGAUGAAGCAACAUUUACCGCAAAGUUCAAUCAAAUACGAAAUCGAAACCAUUCUGUCUCUGUGUACGAUAUAUGUCGCACUAAUGUAGAACCAUUGAAAAGAAUCUUUGCUAGUAUUUCAUGCACAAUUGUGACCACCAGGGAUGAAAUAGAUCAAUUGGUACAGCAAAUAAACCAAAAUAUAGCAAUUGAUAAUGAUCUCCUUCAGGGGAUAACAAGAGUAGAGAACAACGUACAAAAGCUAAUUGUGAAUUACCAGAAACUUGAAAAAAGCAGCAAAGAACUAAAAAUUCUCACAGACAAGCUUACUAGUGAAUCACAAACCAUACAAGCCAGUGCUGAUCAGGCGAUAGUGGCAAAAGAGAAGCAAAAACUCGAGACAGCAUCCAAUGAACUUAAACAACAUAUAAGUGAUAUAGCCGAUCAUAUAACACGCUUGCAAGAUAAUGAAAGAAAAAUAAAACGAUUAAACGAUGAUAUCGAUGAUGCUCGAGAUACCAUAGUCAAACUAAAUACCAAAAUAAAAGCCGAAACUAACUCACCAAAUCCAAAUAUCCAGAAAAUUCAAUCGUUUCGGUUGCAGAUAGUAGAACAAGAAAAAAAGAUAGUCGAGAUUGAAGACAAGAUAAGUACUUUGAAGCAGAACAGUGCAUCGGCUGUUCAAAAUUUUGAACUUCUAAGAGACAAAACGGAAGAAACACAAACGAAAGUGACUAGUACAUUGAAAACAAUAAAUUAA
Molecule: messenger RNA, 948 nt
Organism: Rotaria socialis
Lineage: Eukaryota; Metazoa; Rotifera; Eurotatoria; Philodinida; Philodinidae
Source: the annotation of a GenBank genome assembly